Choloepus didactylus (southern two-toed sloth) is the source of this 720-nucleotide messenger RNA. RefSeq names its product basic helix-loop-helix family member a9 (gene BHLHA9). NCBI's taxonomy places the organism in Eukaryota, Metazoa, Chordata, Mammalia, Pilosa, Megalonychidae. Gene Ontology annotation, biological process: developmental process; regulation of transcription by RNA polymerase II. The coding region runs from base 1 to 720 and encodes 239 amino acids. Gene Ontology annotation, molecular function: RNA polymerase II transcription regulatory region sequence-specific DNA binding; protein dimerization activity; DNA-binding transcription factor activity, RNA polymerase II-specific. The record is from RefSeq and is a predicted model, not a curated record. The transcript has a single exon.
AUGCUCCGAGGCGUGCCAGGACCAGGCCACAGGGGCCUGAAGGGGGCUGAGGGCUCUGAGGAGGACUUGGAGAGCUCUUGCCUGGAGGCCAGGAGGGAUUUUGGGGUGCUGAGGCAGAACAGCGUCCCUCGCGGCCUGGACGAGGCAGAGGAGGCAACGGGCAGGAAGCGCGCGCGGCCGGUGCGGUCUAAGGCGCGGCGCAUGGCGGCCAACGUGCGGGAGCGCAAGCGCAUCCUGGACUACAACGAGGCUUUCAACGCUCUGCGCCGAGCCUUGCGGCAUGACCUGGGCGGCAAGAGGCUCUCCAAGAUCGCCACGCUGCGCAGGGCCAUACACCGCAUCACGGCGCUCUCCCUCGUCCUGCGCGCCAGCCCCGCGCCCCGCUGGCCCUGCGGGCACUUGGAGUGCCACGGCCAGGCCGCAUGCGCCGGAGGCCCCGGGGACGCUGGCUCCAGCCCUCUGCGACCCGCGCCACUGCCCGCCGGGCCCAGCCUCGCGCGCGGGGACGCUGCCUGCUCCUUCGCGCCGCCAGCGCCGCGCUGCGCCUCGUGCUCCCCGCACACGCACCUGGGAAGGCCCAGGGCGGCCGAGGCACCCGGCCUGGCACAGGUCUUCGGGGGAAGCUGGCGCCGAUGUCCGGGGCCUCCCUCCACCGGGCCGCUUCCCUGGCCACGGAGCUACCUGCGAGCGGGCUCAGGGCUGGGAUGCCUGCACUCCUAG